AUGUCAGUAGCGAUUCGAAGAAACUUGAAGUUAGCAGCCAAAUUUUAUGGGCCAUUCGAGAUAAUUCGCAGAAUAGGACAAUUGAAGAAAGUGGUGGGUGGUCAAGUAGUAGUGUCGAAGGAGCCAUCGCAUUGCACUGAUGAAGGGCAGAUCUUAACAGAGUCGCUUGCAAUUUUGGAACGACGCAUGGCAAAGAAGGGGAACAAGGCUGUUGUUCAAGUAAAUGCUAGGGGCGAAAAUGACAGUAAAGCUCCCUCUCGGUCAAAUACCUUUGCUCAGUUCAUCUGGCAGAAUCUUCCGACACCCUCGAUUCAUCUCCAUCAUGGCGAACCAAAGCAGCUACACUACAUUGAUUCAGCCACAGAUUAUCCAAUUCCAUUAUCUCCGCCAAUGCCUGACAUAUCUAAGGAAAUAGAGCCGCACAGAGCCUUAACUGCUUCUUUAAAAUCCUCUCUUUUUACUCUUUCGAGAAGCCAUGUUAUCUUUGAAGACGAAUGGCUCAUUGCGGUUAAUAAGCCCCAAGGAAUUUACUGUGAGACUGUUUUGUCUUCACUCCCUGCUUUACUUACUGACACUGGGGCUAAUGUUUCCGAGCUUCAUUUAGCUAAUAGACUUGAUCGUGAUACAAGUGGUGUAAUGUUGAUUACUAAGUUGCACAAAGUAGCAGCUAAGUUUGUAAAAGCAUUUGCGAGCGGCUGUUGUUGUUGUAAGGUAAGGAAAACAUACCUGGCUUUCUGUGUUGGGCUUGCUCCAAAAUGGGAAAACAUAACUGUUAAAUCAGGUCAUGGCCGAUCAAAAUAUGGAGCUUGGCGUGUUUAUGCUGCAUCAGAUGUGGGCAGGAAACUGCCAGGUGGAUCACUUUUUUUUUUUUUUUUGCAAAAUUAUGAAAUAUGAUUGAUACCCUAUAACUUUUAAAAAAUAUCAAAACCGCCAUAUUUUAAUUAUCCUACUUGAAAUAAAUAAUCAAAUAUUCUAUUGUUUAGCUGUUGUCAUAUUCUGUUUUACUUCACUACACAGAAGAUGCAGAUGGGCAUGCAUUUUCAAGUGAAAAUGUUAUUGUUUAACAUGCUAUUGUUUAACUUUUAAAAGUUAUAGGGUAAGUUUAUAAAAAUUUAAAAUUAGUAAAAAUGCAUUUUCAAUUGAAAAACUGGUAAGAACUAGUUUUUCAAAUUUAAAAAUGCAUUUUCAAGUGAAAUUGGAAAAAAACGGGUUGAAAUGUAUAACAAAACAUUGUUUUCAAAUUUUUUUUUUUGAAAAAAAGCAAAAAUUUUGUAUAUCCAAACGGGCUCUAAAUCUGUUUGCUUGCAUAGCUUCAAGUUGACGGCUGACCUCGCCUUACUUAUUUCACAAGAAUGUCUGACUUCAAUGAACCCGCAAGAAAUUGGAGUCUGAAUCCCUAUAGAAAAUUAUUACUAAUGCUAGGACUAGCAAUAUUAAUAUGACUAAUAGUU
Nicotiana tabacum (common tobacco) is the source of this 1451-nucleotide messenger RNA. The record is from RefSeq and is a predicted model, not a curated record. NCBI's taxonomy places the organism in Eukaryota, Viridiplantae, Streptophyta, Magnoliopsida, Solanales, Solanaceae.